AUGCUGAAGGUGUACGCCCUCUACAAGCAGGCCACUGUGGGGGACGUCAACACACCUCGGCCGGGAAUGUUGGACUUCAAAGGAAAAGCCAAGUGGGAUGCCUGGGAGAGCAAAAAAGGGAUCAGCCAGGAGGACGCCCGGGCGCAGUACAUCCAGCUGGUGAAAGAGCUGAAGGGGAAAUACGGUUGCUGA
This is a messenger RNA of Staurois parvus, 192 nucleotides long. Lineage: Eukaryota; Metazoa; Chordata; Amphibia; Anura; Ranidae. The record is from the annotation of a GenBank genome assembly.